This is a messenger RNA of Ficedula albicollis (Collared flycatcher), 252 nucleotides long. RefSeq names its product cysteine-rich protein 2-like. NCBI's taxonomy places the organism in Eukaryota, Metazoa, Chordata, Aves, Passeriformes, Muscicapidae. The record is from RefSeq and is a predicted model, not a curated record. The annotation marks the transcript as partial. The transcript has 3 exons.
GGGCAGACGGCUCCGGGACCCAUCGAGCACCCCGUGAAGGUGGAGGAGAGGAAGGUGAAUGCUGCACCUCCCAAGGGACCCAGCAAAGCCUCCAGUGUCACCACCUUCACCGGGGAGCCCAACAUGUGCCCGCGCUGUGGCAAGAGGGUCUACUUUGCUGAGAAGGUGACCUCUCUGGGGAAGGACUGGCACCGUCCCUGCCUGCGCUGCGAGCGCUGCAGCAAGACACUGACCCCGGGGGGCCACGCCGAG